AGGUCAGCAUUGUCAUAAAUUUAAGAGGAGGAACACAGAGCAUAGGACACAAUGCACUUUGGGGAUUUGGACUUCUUUGCCAGACUAAGUAUCUUCAAAUGUCACUUGGAAAAGUAAAAUCAACCACCUUAUUAUUUCUAUGCAUCUCUAGAAUGCAUAGAGCAUGAUUCUGAGACAUAUUCUAUAAAAAACAAAAAAAAACACCUGUUGUCUUUGAGCACUGGUUCUCAAACAUCACCAUCCAGGCUUGUGAAAACACAAAUUGCUGAACUUGCUGGGCUCCAGCCCCAGAUUCUGAUUCUAUAGGUCUGGGUUGGGGCCUGGGAAUGUGCAUUUCAGAGUUUCCAGGUGGUGGUGCUGCUGCUGCUGCUCCAGAAACUACAAUUGGAGAUCCACUGCGCUAUCCAAAACUUCUGCUGGCCUUGUCCAAAUCACGAUACUUCAGGGCUUUCUGCAUUACAUCUUGCUGAGGAGCCCUAUCUAUUUAGGGCCUGGUGGCGUUUAAGGAAGAUGAUCUGCUUGGGGUUGGCCCGAAAACAUUCCUUCCCAGGCCAGUCACUGACGUUAAGAAGCAAGAGUGCUAAUAGCUAUGCAACGGCUGAAGGUCAGGCUAACCGACCCGCGGCGGAACCUGCCCUUGCACGUGAUAGGCUGGGCCUCUACACCGCGUCGUUCUUGUACCUCCUCCCCGCCCCGGGCCCGGCGGUCCGAGUGGAACCGCGGGACAGCCCGAGCCUCCCGGCUCCGUGCCACGGCCAGCCAUGGCGCUGCUGGGCGCUCUCGUCUGCUGUCUGCUGGCCGCCUGGCACGGCCGCCCCGGCCUCGGCCUGCCCCUGGCGCCCGCUGGCGGCCGGGGUCCCGCUGCGGCGGUGGGACAAUUUUGGCAUGUGACGGACUUACACUUAGACCCUACUUACCACAUCACAGAUGACCACACAAAAGUGUGUUCUUCAUCCAAAGGUGCAAAUGCCUCCAAUCCUGGUCCCUUUGGAGAUGUUCUGUGUGAUUCUCCAUAUCAACUUAUUUUGUCGGUAUUUGAUUUUAUUAAAAAUUCAGGACAAGAAGCAUCUUUCAUGAUAUGGACAGGGGAUAGCCCACCUCAUGUUCCCGUAGCUGAACUCUCAACAGAAACUGUUAUAAAUGUGAUCACUAAUAUGACAACCACCAUUCAGAGUUUCUUUCCAAAUCUGCAGGUUUUACCUGCACUGGGUAAUCAUGACUAUUGGCCACAGGAUCAGCUGCCUAUAGUCUCCAGUAAAGUGUACAAUGCAGUAGCAAAUCUCUGGAAACCAUGGCUAGAUGAAGAAGCUGUUCGAACUUUAAGGGGAGGUGGCUUUUAUUCCCAGAAAGUUAGAACUAAUCCAAACCUUAGGAUUAUCAGUCUAAACACAAACUUGUACUAUGGCCCAAAUAUCGUGACCCUGAACAAGACUGACCCAGCAAAUCAGUUUGAAUGGCUGGAAAGUACACUGAACAGCUCUCGGCAAAAUAAAGAACAGGUGUACAUCAUAGCACAUGUUCCAGUGGGAUAUUUGCCUUCGUCAAAGAGCACCACAGCAAUGAGAGAAUACUAUAAUGAGAAAUUGAUAAAUAUUUUUAGAAAAUUCAGCGAUGUUAUUGCAGGACAAUUUUAUGGGCACACUCACCGAGAUAGCAUUAUGGUUCUUUCAGACACAAAAGGAAGUCCAAUAACUUCUUUGUUUGUGGCUCCUGCUGUCACACCAGUGAAGAAUAUUUUAGAAAAACAGACCAACAACCCUGGUGUCAGACUAUUUCAGUAUGAUCCUCGUGACUAUAAAUUAUUGGAUAUGUUGCAGUAUUACUUGAACCUGACCGAGGCAAAUCUAAAGGGAGAGUCCAACUGGAAGCUGGAGUAUAUCCUGACCCAGACCUAUGGCAUCAAAGACUUGCAGCCAGAAAGUUUAUAUGGAUUAGCUAAACAAUUUACAAUUCUAGACAGUAAGCAGUUUAUGAAAUACUACAAUUACUACUUUGUGAGUUAUGACAGCAGUGUAAUUUGUGGUAAGAUAUGUAAGGCCUUUCAAAUUUGUGCAGUUAUGAAUCUUGAUCAUAUUUCCUAUGAAAAUUGUCUCAGACAAUAUUAUAUAAAGCACUGUCAUUAGUACUUCACAGUUCAUGUUCAUGGAAAAUGUAACAUUGCUCUGUUUCUAAGAUCAGUUUGUGGGGAAUUUUAUGCAUAUCCUUGUGAAUUACUGAGUUGGCAAGCAGAAUUCUUAUCUUUAUUUUCUUUUUGUGAUGCCUAAAUGUAGAUAUCUUUAGCAUUCUAAAUUUUUAUUAUAUCGCAUAUAUUUAAACUGCCCAUUAAUAAAAUGAUGCUUAGAUGUAAA
Messenger RNA from Microcebus murinus (gray mouse lemur), 2348 nucleotides. It is a transcript of the gene SMPDL3A, whose product is annotated as sphingomyelin phosphodiesterase acid like 3A. Gene Ontology annotation, biological process: sphingomyelin catabolic process. Gene Ontology annotation, molecular function: sphingomyelin phosphodiesterase activity. Lineage: Eukaryota; Metazoa; Chordata; Mammalia; Primates; Cheirogaleidae. The record is from RefSeq and is a predicted model, not a curated record.